AGUCUGUAUAACUGUCAUGUGUACAUACACAAUCAAGCAUGAGCUUCAGAUGACUUUCUGCUAGAACAUGAGUUUGAGACAUACACCAGGCAGCAUGGGAGCAACGUCUGUUGGUCUGCAAUAUUGAUCCAGACCAAAAUCAACUUGACAUGGAACAGUGUGAGUUUUGUCCCUUGGGCUACCUGACAGAACACAAUGAAGACAUGGCCCUUAUGAUACUUAAUCAGCCACAAGAUAUUGAUGUGAAUUUCAUGAAACAGAUGUGGACUAAAGCAAAGGUCAAGGUCACAGUAGAUGGGGGUACCAAUGUACUACACGACAGUGUAAUGGCAGACCGAGAUAUGUACAUCCCUGACCUCAUCAGUGGAGAUUUUGACUCAAUUAAACCAGAAGUUUCAGAGUUUUACAAAAGCAAGGGGGUGGAGAUUGUAUCUACGCCAGACCAGGACUACAUAGACUUUGCUAAAGCUCUCAAACUCCUCACAACAAAAACCAAGGUGGAUCUCAUUGUUGUAUUAGGUGCGUUUGGUGGAAGACUUGAUCAGGUGUUUGCUAACAUUGACGUGCUACAUCAGGCCCAGACUCUGACCUCAAUACCUGUCGUGCUAGCUUCUGUUUGUCAGAUGUGUGUCCUUUUGAAGCCGGGAAUUAAGCACUGCCUCAAGGUAGAUACAGGAUACGAGGGAGACUGGUGUGGUUUGAUACCUGUAGGACAACCUUGUCUUCACAUCACAACAACAGGACUCAAAUGGAACCUUGAUAACCAAGGAAUGGAAUUCGGUAAACUGAUCAGCACUUCCAACGCUCUGGAAGGAAAUGGACAGGUCACCAUAGAAACAGACAAUAAUUUAUUGUGGUGUAUGGAAGUCAAAAUGGACAGGUCACCAUAGAAACAGACAAUGAUUUAUUGUGGUGUAUGGAAGUCAAAAUGGACAGGUCACCACUGGGACCGAAAGUUUCACUCUGUGGUUCCAAAUCACAAAUUUUAGCUUUGCCUGGACCAAAGAACUGGACAGGCAAUGACAUGGCAUCCUGUGUCAGUCCAUCAACUUUUCUUUGAUCCGUCUGUCCGUAAACAAUUUUUGUAAUCAAUAUUUCUUGAGAAGUACUGGAUGGAUCUUUCUUAAAUUUCAUUUGUAGGUUUCCACCUGUCCCUAGUUGUGGUAAUUGAAAUUUGGGUGUGAUCAGGAAAAUAAAAAUACUGCAAAGGUCUUUUUCAAAUCUUGUGUAUUUGUUCCUCUAGAUCCCUAGUUGUGUCUGUUUGAUUUUGGGACUGAUCCAAAAAAUAAACUGGCCAACAGGCAGCCAUCUUGGAUUUCACAAAGUAAAGUUUGUAAUCCCUAUUUCAUAAUUCAUAAAUUCAUACCUGGGUCUCACUAUGUCCCUAGUUGCACCCAUUUGAUUUUUGGUCUGAUCAGGAAAAAAAUGGCUGACAGACAGCCACCGUUGAUUUGAAAGUUUGUUAUCACUAUUUUUAGACAAUUAAUGCAUAGAUCUUUCUCAAAUUUCAAGUAUAGGGGCCCCUUGGUCCCUGAUUGCACCUGUUUGAGUUUGGAACUGAUCAGAAAUCAAAAUGGCUGACAGGAAGCCAUCUUUGAUUUUGCCUAGUAAAGACUGUUAUACCCAUUUCUAUUUGAGAGCGAUCCUCCCUUACUUUUCAAGAAAUAGCAAUAACAAACUUGAUUGAAGAAACCCAAGAUGGCACUCUGUUUGCCAUUUCAUUUCUCUUAUCAGUCCCAAAAUCAAACAGGUACAACUAGCGACCACGGGUAAACUACAUGUGCAAUUUGAGAAAGAUCCAUCAAGCACUUCUCGAGAAAUAGUGAUAACAAACAUUGUUUACAACAGAAGAGAGAAGGAUGGAUGGACGAACGGACCACAAAUUCAGAGCGAUUUGAAUAGCCCACCAUCUGAUGAUGGUGAACUGGAAAAUGGAGUAACACCAUUCUCACCUGCCUUUCAAUCAUAUUCUCAUAACAAUGUCAACUCUAUGUGCAGUCAUAUUCUGGCAUAAAGAAGUCAAAAGUCUGCACAUGUGUCUUUAAAUGUAUAAAAUAGAAAAUGUAUGGAAGCAGCCCUUUCUGUACAAGUAUGGCAGUUUGGUGAUCCAAAAACCAAUCAUAUCGUGUUAAAUAUUAAAGUUUUCAUUACUUUGUGUAAUGAACUUUUAUUUACAACCAAUGAUUAACUACAUGAGAACAAACAUUAUAAAGGUUUUAUGAAUAAACAUAUAUUUAAUUAAAAGGCCAGAAUCAACAAGGUAUAUAUUCAGUGUAAUGGGUGUAACUUCACCAACUACAGUGU
Molecule: messenger RNA, 2304 nt
Organism: Ylistrum balloti
Lineage: Eukaryota; Metazoa; Mollusca; Bivalvia; Pectinida; Pectinidae
Product: thiamin pyrophosphokinase 1-like
Exons: 8
Coding region: 150-890 (246 amino acids)
Biological process (GO): thiamine metabolic process; thiamine diphosphate biosynthetic process
Molecular function (GO): thiamine diphosphokinase activity; ATP binding; thiamine binding
Source: RefSeq, a predicted model, not a curated record